UGCUCGAUCCCGGCCAAGGCUUUGUCCUGGUCAUUGCUCCAGAAAAUGCUCCUUUCUUCUCAUCUUUCUCGUCACUUUCAGAGUCUCUCAAUCUCUUCCUUUCGUGUCGACUAACUGCGUCGUCCAGCUUACCUGCCAUACUCCGUUUAUUGAACAGAAAAACUACCAUGACGCAGAAGGUCCUCCGAGUCGGGAUCCUAACCGCAGACGAAGGCGCUCAGGCCAUCCAGGGAAUAUAUCUUCCUAUCCUUGCUGCUCUCACAAACACAUACAGAGUAGCGGUCAUCUACAAUGCUUCGAGGUCCACCAAGCAAACUCUUACAGAGACAAGGAAAACCUACACCAAUGUUCACUACACUAGCGGCCACGCCAAUGGUCACCAUAAAAAUGGCGCAACCAUAGCCAACAGAGAUGAGAACGGACAAAAGAGCGUCCCACGUGCUGAUUCUGUGGAAGAAGUCAUAUCUGACCCAUCCAUUGAGUUGAUCCUGAAUUUCAUGCCCAAUGAAUAUCAUGAGAUAUACACGGUCGCGGCUCUGAAUGCCGGCAAACAUGUCAUGGUCGAGACACCUCUAAGCCUGAGCAUCCAAAGCGCGAGACGCAUAAUUGACGCGGAGAAGCAUGCCCCAAACGGAGCGAAAGUGUUUGUGGCAUGUGCUCGACGCUAUGCACCCUGUAUUGAGGAGGUCUUCAAGAAGGAAGUCGCAUCAUUGGAUCGCAUCUACUACGCUCGCUGCCGGAAUAUCGCCGGCCCUAGCUUGGCGCAUACUGCUACUGCACCGCGAAAGAAGAUCUGGGAUGCUUUGGCUGGUGCAGCAUAUGGUUCUGCAGUGGGUGAGAAUAAAGGAAAAACCAGUGGAUCGCAGCUCAUGCACGGCUUAUUGCAGGAAAUGUUCUUGGGAGAAGAACUGACCAAAGAACGCAUCGCACUUUGCGAGUUCCUCGCAUCUCUGGGCUGUCAUGAUUUGGGUCUGAUGCGUGACACACUCGGGUAUCCUGAUGCCAUCUCGAAUAUCUCUGUGAAUGAGCCAUACUAUUCGGCCUUAUUUCACUAUGACAGUGGGCGGAUGGGCGGCCACCCAUUUACCCUUAUGUAUGAGACCGGCACUGAUGCCGUCCCGCGCUGUGACGCGCACCUUGCGAUUUAUGGUGAUACGAAGACUGUCAGCAUUCAAUAUGGCCUGCCGUACGUUCGCGGCGAGCCUGUGAAGGUCGUGGUGGAAACGGCGGAUGAGAAUGGGGAAAUGAAAAGGACUGAAAGCUUGAGCGGAUGGCAAGAGACAUACGAGCAAGAACUAAAGGUGCUGCAUGCGUACCUCACCCAAGGCAUGAUGGCUAAGACAAUUGCGCGCGAUGGUCUUCAAGAUGUGAAGCUGUUCUACCAGAUUUUCGAGCAGUACGAUCGACAGUGUGGCACCAUUCGCACUCCGCUGGGCUGAGCAAUGGUUGGGGCCUGUCGAUUUCAUUUGUAAGAUUUCGAUUCAUACUCAAGCAAAUCAGCGGGUCGUACUUCAUUUGAGUAGUACGUGCGGCCUUGCUCGAGGCAGGAUAUUAUCUUUAGAUGGAAAACUUUGAGAACUAAUUUGCAUAGUUUGAGUUCCCUUCAAAAGGGACAUCAAGGUUGCAUCAGACAGCAAAUCAACCUACUUUUUAUUUACAUUGCUCUUAUGUAAUCAGAGGA
Aspergillus saccharolyticus JOP 1030-1 is the source of this 1681-nucleotide messenger RNA. Its product is annotated as Gfo/Idh/MocA family oxidoreductase. Gene Ontology annotation, biological process: NADPH regeneration. The record is from RefSeq and is a predicted model, not a curated record. Lineage: Eukaryota; Fungi; Ascomycota; Eurotiomycetes; Eurotiales; Aspergillaceae. The coding region runs from base 168 to 1439 and encodes 423 amino acids. The transcript is spliced from 2 exons. Gene Ontology annotation, molecular function: nucleotide binding; oxidoreductase activity. Gene Ontology annotation, cellular component: cytoplasm.